Trypanosoma brucei brucei TREU927 is the source of this 1152-nucleotide messenger RNA. Its product is annotated as chaperone protein DnaJ, putative. Bases 1 to 1152 code for a protein of 383 amino acids. Lineage: Eukaryota; Euglenozoa; Kinetoplastea; Trypanosomatida; Trypanosomatidae. Gene Ontology annotation, molecular function: Hsp70 protein binding. The record is from RefSeq and is a predicted model, not a curated record. Gene Ontology annotation, biological process: protein refolding. Gene Ontology annotation, cellular component: cytoplasm. The transcript has a single exon.
AUGCGCUGCACAAUGUCUUCGCCCCUUUUCCGACUCACUCGACUAAGCGUUGUCAUAACCAUUGCUUUUUUCCGGAAUGUACAUGCCGAAGAGGAGGAUGAUUACUAUCGAGUUCUUGGGCUUGAUGCGGAGCACGAAGACGUGAGUGAGCGUGAUAUCAAAUCAGCAUGGCGUAAACUCUCAAAGAAGCACCACCCUGACGUGGCGGGGGAAUCGCAGCGCGUCAUGUACCAACGUAUUCAGCGCGCGUACGAAGUGCUUGGAGACCGCAGGAGGCGAAAGAUAUAUGAUAUACUUGGUACCGAGGGGUUGAAGAAGUAUGAAAAACCCCAAGAACAGGGAAGACAUCAGAGCAUCUUUGAUACAUUUUUCUCCUUUAUUGGCGGAGAAUCAGGUGGUAACGCAGACCGUGGGUCCGAUGAAGAGUUGAUGUUGCUUGUGACCCUUGAAGACAUGUAUAAGGGUGCCGCCCACACCGCUAAGUUACCGCGCAUAAAAAUAUGUCGCAAAUGCCGUGGCACAGGAGCACGAAGCAAAGACGACUACGUUAAGUGUCCCCACUGCGGGGGCGGUGGGCGCGUUGUUCGGAGAGUCCAAAUUGCACCGGGAUUCAUACAACAAAUUGAACAGGUAUGUGGGCAGUGUGGUGGUGGUGGCCGCGUUGUUAGGAGAAAGUGCCCCGUCUGUGGUGGGCAUCGGCUAGUUCGCGGCAGCUCCUCAGUGAGCAUUGAUAUUGAGCAAGGCACGCCCAAUGGGUACAAAAUGACGUAUGAAAUGGAGGCUGACCAGCAACCAAAUAAAAUGCCAGGUGACCUUAUUUUUACAAUAGUAACCAUUCCACAUCCUGAGUUUGCGCGCAUGAGCAGCGGCAAGGAGGGCGUUCCCGACGACCUUUCAACGGCAGUGGAACUCACGCUUAAAGAGGCCUUGUUGGGAUUUAACAAAACACUGAAGCACCUUGAUGGUCGCGUGUUGUCGUUGGUAGAGACGGGUGUCACCAAGUUUGGACAAAUCCGCAAAUAUGCGGGUGAAGGGAUGCCACGCCAUCAUGUGCCGUCGGAGCGGGGGAAUCUUCUGGUGCUGUACACGGUGGAGCUCCCAAAGAUUCUUACGGAGGAACAGAGAAAGGCUAUUGAAAGGGCACUCGACUGA